AUGGCACUGAGGUCAAUUCUUCUCGUUUCGUGGGGCGCAUUCGUCGCAGCCAAUACUUGUCCAUUGUCUGUGGAGAUAUCCAACGUUGAUGACCAUAAUGUCAAUGUUACGAUCACCAACCAAGCAGACAAAACAGUCACGUUCUUCAAAGGAAAUACUGUUCUAGAUACGCGACCUGUGAGAAAGUUGCUGGUUCAGGGUGAAGAUGAUAAAGAACUGGAUUUCAGUGGGGCUUACGUCGACUAUAAGCAAAGCAACCCUUCAUCCUCCAUGUUCCAGCGUCUCGGCUCCGGCCAGGCAGUUAGCACCAUUGUCAAUGCUGCCGUAUCUCACAAACUCGACGGCGUAUCCAACGCCAAGGUUACAGCACUUCAGCACUUGAAGUAUGUCAUGGGCGAGACCAUACCAUCUAAUCUCAAGGACAUGUCUUUCUGUCCAGGUGUCGUAUCCCAGAAGGUAGCCAUUGUUCCUAACCAGAUGAAAGCCGCAUCUGAACACUUCUCAAAAACUUCUCCCGCCGCGUCCAUUCAAAGACGAGACUUGGGAAUUGAAAAUUGUUCCGCCGACCAACAGACAGAUCUGCAGACCUCCGUGAAUGACGCCAUAGCCAUGGCAUCGGCAGCACAACAGGCGGAGGCAAACGAGGAUGACUACUGGAUCAAUUGGUUCAAGGAUGCUGGCCAAUCAUCAACGACCGAUUCAAUCUACGGCCAAGUAAUCAAUGCUCAAUCCACUGGCUUCACCAUAUCAUGUUCCGACACAUAUGGUGCUUGUGGAGAUAACGGAGAUAGUGCCUUAGCUGUCACUAUUACACCUGAUAAUGUUAUUAUCCCAUGCCCUAAUGGGGGAUAUUGGGAUUUGGGGGAAUUCGCAGGCGAUUGUGAGGCUAGUGAUUAUGAUAAGGCUGGGGCAAUUCUCCACGAGAUGACUCACCUGUUUGGAACAUCGGAUUAUGCCUAUGGGCACGAUGACUGCGAGGCUCUGAGCGCAGAUCAAGCUGCCAUGAAUGCGGACACCUACGAACUUUAUGCUGAAAGUGUUAGACUUGGAGGUUGUCAGUAA
Messenger RNA from Talaromyces rugulosus, 1062 nucleotides. RefSeq lists its product as uncharacterized. Lineage: Eukaryota; Fungi; Ascomycota; Eurotiomycetes; Eurotiales; Trichocomaceae. The record is from RefSeq and is a predicted model, not a curated record. The transcript is spliced from 3 exons. Gene Ontology annotation, biological process: proteolysis. Gene Ontology annotation, molecular function: metalloendopeptidase activity. The coding region runs from base 1 to 1062 and encodes 353 amino acids.